AUGCUGCGGUUGAGGUGCUUGCCUCAAGGACUCCCCACAUUGAAUCGCAAUGUUGCGACUGGUUUGGGUGCUGGCUGCUUGCCGCGCCGACGUGUUGGAUUGGCUCUUCAGAAACAUGCUGGGCCUUGGCGCCUUCGUGGUGUUGCUGCUGCUAUAACUGGCCUGGCUGCGAGCACCACGAGCAAGUCUUUUGCCUCCGAGGCGCGGGCACGCUCAGCGCUUCCUUCGGAGAGAAUCGAUGAGGUAGGCUACAUCACGGACUUGGAGGGCGACUUGGACACCUUCAACCGCUACCUGGGAAGCGGCAGAGCUGUGCUUUUCAGGGACGAGAAAGAGGAGCUCCAGCUUCGCUCCCCGACCGCUGCCUUCGUUUUCGGUGGCGAUCUGUUCGACCGGGGCCCUGGAGACCUGCAGCUCGCCAGGGAGCUCGUCGCCCUGAAAAAGAGGCAUCCCGACCGCGUCUUUUUGAUCAUGGGAAACCGGGAUAUUAACAAAAUGCGUUUCACCGCGGAGCUUCAGGCGGAGGAGGUCGCCCUGGGCCCCGACUCUGCCUUCCAGCCGUGGUGGGAUCCGAAAGCCACGAAGUUGCCAGAUUUCUUGGCCAAGAAGGGCUGGACGGACACGCCCGUGGCACGACUGAAGUGGAUGCUGACGUGCACUUUGGGCUCGCCGCAGGCUUUUGCUCACCGGCGCGCGGAGCUUGCGCGCCUCGCGGGCAAGGACGUCGCUGAGAUCUCGGAAGAGGAGGUGCUGGAGAGCUAUUCUCAGUCGGUGCUCGACAAGAACGGCGCGGUAGUGGCUUACCUUCGGAAUGCACAAGUUGGGGUGAUCAUUGGCGACACCCUCUUCGUCCACGGAGCGGUGGAGAAGCAAGCUUUGGGCUUCGUGCCUAGCCCGACACUGCGCUAUCGGAGGAACAGCCCCGAGGAGGUGCAAGUAGGCUGCCGCCGAGGCCUUGCUCUGCGUGAGUGGAUCGAUGGGCUGAACGACUUUGCUUUCCAAGAGGUCGAGGCCUGGCAGCGAAGCCCCUUCUGGCAACCGUCGCCCACUGGCCGCGUCCGUGGAGGGGAAGCGCUCAUGGCCUACCAAUGCCGCCCAGCCAUGGCGCUGCACACGGUGGUGGUGACCUGCUACGUGGACGGACAUGCCAUGCCGGCAAGGAAAGCCAUCGACGAAGAUAAGUUCGAAGGCUACCAGAAGUGCUCAGAUCCCAUGAACAAGGAAGUUCUGGAGUACCUGCUGGACGGAGGUGUUCGGCGGGUCGUGGUUGGGCACAAGCCCAGCGGUCAGGCUCCGGCAGUCCUGCACACUGCUGGCCGGGAUGGCUUGGGCUACGAAGUAGUGUCUGCGGAUACCAACUACGCCAGCUCCGAAACUUCCUGCCUGCGCGGGGGCUCCUGGGCUGAGGUGCGCAUCUCACUGAAAGCCGGCAGCAGCCAAACGCGAUUGCACGGAGUCUUGUCGGACGGCAGGGGCCAGUAUGAUUUCCAUCUGCCUGCUCUGGGGACGAGUACUUCAGAGUGGGAGGACGGAGAUCCCCUCAUCGGCCGCGAGACGAGCGACGGCUGGUGGGUUCGCGUUAGGCUCGGUGGACUCAAGGACUCUGAGAGUUUGUACCUCUUGUCCAAGGGCAGUGGGCGAAAGGCGAAGUACGUCACAAAGGGAGCUGGCCAGUUCCAGGUCUUUCAGGAGCCUCCCUCUCUCAGUCCUCGCGGCAGCGCCUCUCCUAGUGCAUCCUGA
This is a messenger RNA of Symbiodinium sp. CCMP2592, 1740 nucleotides long. NCBI's taxonomy places the organism in Eukaryota, Dinophyceae, Suessiales, Symbiodiniaceae. The record is from the annotation of a GenBank genome assembly.